Molecule: messenger RNA, 573 nt
Organism: Necator americanus (New World hookworm)
Lineage: Eukaryota; Metazoa; Nematoda; Chromadorea; Rhabditida; Ancylostomatidae
Exons: 1
Coding region: 1-573 (190 amino acids)
Source: RefSeq, a predicted model, not a curated record
AUGGAGACGCCGCCUGUUCAGGCAGCUAAUGGUAGCGAACAUCCUAACCAAAUUCAGAAGAACCGAUUUCAUCGACCAUCACAGCGACAACCUCACGAACGGCAGGGACACAUACACUUCUCCGAACAACCUUCACUCCCACCUAACCUUGCGGAACCAGCCACUACCCUUCACACCACUCAGCUACCACAGGGAGCAGUCAAACCUCCACUAAUGUGUGCCGACGUCGCACUUUUCAACCCAGACGACGAAAGUAAGGAAACUCACGUCACAGCUCUACUGGACACAGGAGCUUCCCAAUCCUACAUCUCAAACGACCUGAUCGAACAACUCCAACUACGACCUUCGAACCCACAACGAAUCACAAUGUUCACGUUCGGAACGGAAGAACCAAUAUCAGUGGAAGCCACUAAUCACGAAAUCGGCAUCCGCUGCACGGACAACACCACACAUCUUCUCCACGUCCAAGCACUACCUGUGCUAACCAGGGAAAUCAAGUACGCAUCGAUCCUCAGAGAAAAUGAAGACAAUCAGCACCUCGUCAGAAAAUCGCCACGCCGAAGCUUCUCAUAG